Messenger RNA from Anastrepha obliqua, 909 nucleotides. RefSeq lists its product as uncharacterized. The transcript has 5 exons. Lineage: Eukaryota; Metazoa; Arthropoda; Insecta; Diptera; Tephritidae. The record is from RefSeq and is a predicted model, not a curated record. Bases 428 to 607 code for a protein of 59 amino acids.
AUCAAUUCUAUUCCGCUUUUUUUGAUUGGUUCUAAGUUUUUCUUUCUACUGAAUAGUAGGCUUCUAGUGAAUUUACGCAAAAUUUAAAUUUCAUACACUGUGUCCAUAAAAAUUACUACCUUCUCUAAAUUAUAGAAAAAAUCACUCCAACCAAUUUAGUCAGUGAUUAUCUAACCUACAUACUAGCAUACUAGAGCUAAUCACAACAACAAAGUACCUAUAUUAAUAUCUAUAGAACUUUCGAUUCACUCCGCAAUCGUCUCACUUUCUAUUUGCCCCGUUCAUCAUUUCCCAUUCGUUAUUGUCUACGCCAGCUGGUUUCUUUUACAACUUGUUAUUGUUUCCGUCUUUGCUUUCGUUUCUUUUUUGUGCUCAGCUGUGCUCAGUUUUUGAGAAACUCUUCAAAGUGGCGUUUGAUUUUUCAGACAUGUUGAAAUUUUUGAUAACUUUUGGUGCGGGUAUAUAUACCGGAAUAUACAUAAGUCAAAAUUAUGAGGUUCCUCGUGUUGAUGAGCCUGGCAAGCUGGUGGAUAAAAUAAAAGAAUUUGCCGACGAACACCGAAAAAACUCUUUCGCCCAUAAAAAUACGCAAAAUGUGCCCAGAUAAAAAGUCCAAAAUACCCUGAUAGCAAAUUCAAACUUUAGAACUCAAAUUAACAACAAUCAAUCACACAACUUGCCAAUUUUAUGGGUCUUCAAAACUAAAAUUGGUAUGCAAGCAAUAAUCUAUUAAAGCAGAAGAACUUACAAGGGGAAUCAAAUUGUUUAUAUUUUCAACAAGAAAGUUUAUUUAGUGCAGCAUCAUUGAAAUUUAGGUUCGGAAUGAUCUGUUACACAUACAUACAUACAUUUACUAUUAUGAACUUCAAUGAUAUGGUAAAAAUAAAUAUUUCACGUUUCUAACUUUAA